AUCACACACACACAUCCUUCCAUCCACAGCUUGCCUGGCGACCAGCUGGUCUUCCCCCCAUCCUUCCACUCACACCACUGCCUUUCUCCCCAAGUCUUACAAGUGUCGAGCAAAGGUGCGGCAAGGGCAAGAGAGAGGUUGUUACAAGUUCUCGCCUGCGAGAGUCGUGUGGCCAACGAUGCAUCUCUUGAAGCUGCUGCUGCCGGUGCUCUCCAUCAGCUUCGUGGCCGCCCAAACUUGUGACGGUAUCCUCAAGGGCGAUAUUUGCUGCUCGGCUGGAUGCGGGGAAUGUGGCGGGUCCGGGUGUGGCGACCGCGGGGGUGGCUUGACAGGCGAUGACUGCUGCCACUCGGACAUCAUCGCCGCCAACGUCCCGUGUGGGUCCGCACCCUGCAUUCUCGGGGCAUCGGCUUCUACCCCGACCUCUCCGACUCCGACUACCCCCACGCCCACCCCGGACGGCUCAAGCGGCUCGUGCGACGACGGCAUUCUUCAGGGCGAUGUCUGCUGUGUGGCGGAGUGCGAAACCUGCGGGGGGUCGGGAUGCAGCUCGAGGAACGGUCUUACCGGCGACGAGUGCUGUACCGCUAACAUCAAGGCGGCCGGCGUGUCGUGCGGCGAAGCCCCGUGCAUCGUGACUGAUGACUCCCCUUCUCCUACGGACGACGACAACACCCCAAGCCCUCCGUCGCCGUCUAGUUCUUCCUACUCGUUUGCGGGAUGUUACGUCGACAGCCCGGACCGUGUCUUGUCCGGCGACUCGAUGAUGUCGGUGAACAGCGUCAUGACCACCGCGUACUGCGCCGACUUCUGCGAGGGUUCGGAUUACUUCGGGGUUCAGUUCGGAUACGAGUGCUUCUGUUCUUCCAGCGGUGACACUCCGGAUGAACUGGGUGAGUCCGAAGACUGCGAAAUGGCCUGCAGCGGAGACUCGAGCGAGAUUUGCGGAGGAUCCUACGCCAUCCAGGUGUACGAGUACUCGGAUGAUGACGACACACCGACUCCCGUUACCCCCACACCGUCCGGCGACGGUGACUACGAGUCAGUCGGAUGCUUUGUGGACGACAGUUCCGACCGCGUGCUCUCGGGCGACUCGAUGUUGAGCAUCAACAGCGUCAUGACAGCGGCGUACUGCGCCGACUUCUGUGAGGGCUCUACCUACUUCGGGACUGAGUACGCAUUCGAGUGCUUCUGUUCUUCCAGCGGCGACUCUCCGGACGAGCUCGGUGAGGCCUCCAACUGCGACAUGACCUGCAGCGGAGACUCGAGCGAGACAUGCGGAGGAUUCAACGCCAUCCAAGUGUACAUGCUUGAGGACGGCCCGGCACCCACCCCUGUUGCUCCUUCCCCCACCCCGGCGGUUGGUGAAUGGGAAGUUCCCGAUCCUUCCCCCACGAGCAACCCGUCCCCCACCCCGUUGAUGGAAAUCUCCAGCAGCUGCGGGGACGAUGAGGACCGGCCUUCUUUCCGUUACGCCGCCAGCAGCGGAGUCGCCGGUCGCCUGUACGCCGAAGGCGAAGGAUGCUUCACCAUGACCGACCUGUACAACUUCCGUGGCACGGAAAACGACGGAUCCUCCAAGGGCCCGGUGUACAUGCUGGACGAUGAUGGCACCAAGCUCGACAUCCCAUCCGGCAUCACCAACAACUGGCUCCUCGCCGCCGAGCUUUACAUCACCGGCGGUGGUGUGUUCUACUGCAAGGGAACCAGCGCUGGGGGAGACUGCAACCAGCUCCGUAUCCAGUCUACUGGCUCGGACGACUUCCACGAGGUCCGCGGGCACGGAGGUAGCUUGUAUUUCGAGGACACCAUCGUUACCUCGUGGGACACCCCGAACAAGGAGCCCCAGGAGACGUACGAGAACGGCCGUUCGUUCCUUAACUGCGUGUCCGAGAAGCUCACCGGCGACGAUUGCGAGGGCAACGCCAAGAACGAGAUGGGAGAGUGCCGGAUGGACAUUAUCAACUCUGAGAUCGCCUACCUAGGUUACUUCGACUCUGAGUCCUACGGCAUGACGUGGAAGGUGCGCGGAUUCUGCAAGGACCUCUCCAACCCGGAGGUGUUCGAGCUCACCAACGUUUACGGCGACCUGACGGGAUCCGACAUUCACCACCUCUACUAUGGGCACUACAGCUACGGGCACCAGGGCGGUGUUUGGACCAACAACAAGAUGCACGACAACUGGCAGUACGGCUUCGACCCCCACGACGACUCUGACUACCUCACGAUCGCGUACAACGAGGUGUACAACAACGUCAACCACGGGAUCAUCGCUUCCAAGCGCUGCAACAACGUAAAGAUCUUCGAGAACGAAGUCAGGGAUGGUGGCGCCGCCGCCGCGGGAAUCUUCCUUCACCGCAGCUCGGACGGCGCCGCAGUCUUCGACAACACCAUCACGAACAUGCAGGACGCUGGUAUCGCCAUGCUGGAGUCUUUCGAUGCUCAGAUCUACGGCAACAUCAUCAACGGUGCCAAGUACGGCAUCCGCAUGAGCCUUGGCUCGGGCAACAACGAAGUGUACCAGAACUCCUUCACGGACAUCUCCCAAUACGGUCUGUACACUUACGAGGGAAGCGAUGAGCCGGACGUGUCAGACGGCCGCCCGUCGGGCAACGUGCUGGCUCUCAACCUGGUGGAGGACUGCCCCAUCGGUGUCAAGAUCAAGGAGGGAGACGAUAACGAGUUCUACCAAAACACGUUCAUCAACGUGGAUGCCUUCGAGUUCCCGGAGUCGACCAACACUAUGUGGAGCGGGAACGACAUCGGUGACGGCUGCAUAGAAGAGGAUGACGAGUUCGAUGCGGCGUCGGGAUCAGACAGCAUCCCCAUCUGCUAAUAUUCAAUUGCUUUUGCGGCUUCGAAUAGCGUUCGCAUUUUGACCCAGUUGGUUUUUUAGGUGGUUCUGGUAUCGGGAUGGGAUGGUUGCAUAUCCCACGCGACCAAUAUGGGCUCAGUUGGGAAACAAGGAGGGGUCUAGACUCGUUUCGCUGAUUCCAGCCGCUCUUGCAAUUGCCAUGGAGCGGCUUAGACGACCACGUGCUUGUUUUCUUUCGCUUUCGCUCGAGAAGAUUAGGGGGGUCAAUGACCCGUCCCGCCCUGAAGCUUCUGAACGGCAUGUGCGCAACAGGCCUCGGGAGUUGUGGAGUUGUCCCCUGAAUGUAUUUUACCUUGUUUCCGUAGCAAACGCAAUUGGUUGUUGACGCUCUUGUGACGUGUGCGUAUAUGCAUAGAUGGCGUGACCUCGAGUAACUAUAAAUUGAAUACUGGUGUCUUGCUUUCGAAGUCGCCAGCCCACCCUGUACUUUGGUGCGGGAGAGAAUCACACAUGAAUGUCAGGAGGACCGGCAGUGUGGGCCCUGGCUUGCAACGUGUCUUGUGAGCUAGCUCCCCGGCUUUUUUCGGACAAAUGUUGUCGGUAGUCGCAGGCAAACGAUGAAAGUUCACGUUACCCUCGUGAGGAGUUCUCCUACGGUCGUUUUGUGUGUUGUGGAUGCCCACACAGCUUGUCGUUCGUGGGAAUUGGCUGGGUGUAGUGUGACUCUGGAGGUCCCAGGAUUUCCUUCUGUGUUUUGACAUGAAUCAUGAGGUGCGGUUACCCGCAUGUUCGGCGAGGCUUACUCUAAAAGAAACCAAUCGGGCUGUGUCCUGGUUGUAUGUCGUAGGUGGUCUGUUCUGACCUAAGUCCAGGUAACACUAGAGAUGCGCUGCUUUUGGUUUUGGUGCCACUUUGGUCUUGUGAUGAUUGUUGUAUAGAAGUAUUCUAUACUACGUGUCUUGCUGUCGUGAACUCGGAGAAUAUCCACGCUUUGCUAUUGUACCAGAGCGCCGUGGCUCACAUCUCCCGUUCGCGUCGGCCAAGUUUCCAGGGAGUGGGCUCGUGUGUUGCCUUAUUUGUUUCCAUGUGUGCUACGUACGUAUGCGUUGGUACAAACAAACAAUUUUUGGGGGUCCCUGUACUAUAUCUGAAAACAAGUACUCGGAAAGGCGCUGUUUUAAUAAUUGCUUUGUGGGAUGUCCUGGUAUUGUCGUGUGAGAAUGGAAUAUAACGACUAAUGCUGUACUUUGUUCCAAAUUGUCAAGAUUAUUAUCAAGAAGUUGGUUGGCCACAUUGGUUGUUCUUGUGGGUCACACGAGACAAUGUGUGGCCAUUGCCUUACUGAUCGGCGUCGUGUCAACGUGUUUCAUUUACAGUAUUUGGUUAUUUUGAAGGGAGAGAAGUAAAAAGGCGGGGGCGGGUCGGGGGAACGUUUUUGUACUGCUAGCUGUAGCCAGUCCCCGUUGAUGCUGUCCGCCGUUCGUUGUUGAAUGCGCUAUGAUGCAAUAUGUUCUCUCGCGUUUUAUUUUGGAAGCGGGACACAACAACGACUGGGAUCCACGGAGACGAUGGGUUUCUCGGGUGGAAGUUGCACCCAUUAUAGCUAUGUGUACAAAGGAAAACAUAUUUAUGUGGUG
Messenger RNA from Ectocarpus siliculosus, 4452 nucleotides. Lineage: Eukaryota; Phaeophyceae; Ectocarpales; Ectocarpaceae. The record is from the annotation of a GenBank genome assembly.